Messenger RNA from Alternaria atra, 5307 nucleotides. RefSeq lists its product as uncharacterized. The record is from RefSeq and is a predicted model, not a curated record. The transcript is spliced from 2 exons. Gene Ontology annotation, biological process: chromatin remodeling; negative regulation of transcription by RNA polymerase II. Gene Ontology annotation, cellular component: nucleus; chromatin. Lineage: Eukaryota; Fungi; Ascomycota; Dothideomycetes; Pleosporales; Pleosporaceae. The coding region runs from base 1 to 5307 and encodes 1768 amino acids. Gene Ontology annotation, molecular function: ATP-dependent chromatin remodeler activity; chromatin binding; histone binding.
AUGAACAGUGACAAGGAUAGCGCAGCACUUAUGGCGGCAUUUGAAAAGAAGCCCGCUGGACGCAAAUCGAGUGCUCCCCCACUAGCACCCGCCAAGGCUGCGUCCUCUUCCCCGGCUACUAUGUCGCUACAAGGCGACUUCGACGAGAAUCUCAGCACUCUUCAUACCGAAACCCCACCCCGCAAGCGAAGGGCACUGUGUGUUCGUAUACCACGGAAGAAGCUAAAAAAGACAGAGUACAUAUACUACGAACCGAAAGAUGAGGUGGAGAGGAUCGUUCGGGAGAUUUCUGGAAGGAAGGGUGAUAUGGUAUAUGAGGUCAAGCUAUUCGGAGAUCGCGUCAAGCAGUUAAGUUUCGAAGAGCUCCUCGAUAUCUAUGGUGGUCCGGAGGCACUGCAAUCAUUCCAACCAGAUGACGAUUCCAGCGACGACGACGGCGAUAUGAGGCUUCGCAACCGAACCACCAAGGCGGAUACCGAAGAUUUUGUGGACAUAUCAACUAUCCAUAUAUCCUCCUCUGAAGACGACGACCAAGACGAGCUUGCCUCCGAUUCACGCAAACGUCGCAGUGGUCGCACACAAGGAUUGAGGCGCGGAAGUCGUCGAGGACGGCCAUCAAGAGGCCGCUCAGGGAACAAUGGUCUUACCGCACUUUUUAUAAGCGAUGAAGACUCCGAAGACGUCGGCAGGAAGCGGAGGGGUAGGCCACGCAAAGGCAUACAACAGCCCACCCGGCGUUCCACAAGACAGCCUAUGCGAGCAAGCGGAAAUGAUGACGAGGAGGACGAAGAUGACGAAGAAGACGAUGGUACAGAAGACUCCAGUGCUUCGGACAUCCUCCGUUCAGAUAUCCUACCAGGUCGCAAGCGCAAGGGACGGCCUUUACGUGCUGCGAAGCCUGAGAAGAUUCCCCGAGCGGGCGUCAGGCAAUCCGAUCGAGCAACGCGUGCUACUAACAACAUGCAAGAAGCGGGUAUGAAUGAUGUCUACCGAUCAGAUUCCGCCCCCAAAGUUGUCGCCCAGAAAGUCUCCGUUAUGCGCGAGGUCUUUCCGAAGCUCCCUCGAAGCGACCCUUUCCGUGCGCGUCACGCUGAAGGUUGCGAAGUCUGCUUCGACGGCCCCAAUGUUGCGCCUCUGGUAUAUUGUCAAGGCUGCUCUCUGGCAUACCACAAGAACUGCUUGGGUAAUCGCUCCACUCGUGACCAUCUAGUCACUAAGAUUGGUGACGAAGAGUUCGUUCUGCAAUGCAAGAGGUGCAUUGGCUUCUACAAGAAGAAAGAUGCUACUGCUCCUGAUCUGUCCAAGUGUCAGGACUGCGCGGUUUCGGGGGCUUCAUGCCGGCCCUUCAGACGUCGCAAGACCACACAGCAGGAGAUGAAGGAGCGCGAAGAGAACGAUGGCUAUGAUCCAGUCGUCAACGUCCCUUCUGAGCUUAUCAACAACCAUAACAAUGUCUUGUUUCGCUGCACAAAGUGCUCUCGCGCCUGGCAUUAUCAUCAUCUACCACCCAACUCACAGUACGCUAUGGAUAUCAAUCGAGACGACGAAGAGAUGGCAGAUGAGCGGUUCCGUGAGUACUCUGGUAAAUGGCUCUGCAAAGAGUGCGAUGAGACCACUGAUCAAAAGGUCGGCGGCAUCAUCGCCUGGCGCCCGUCUGAUGUCGAGACUUAUCGACUAGGUACUCCGUGCGAAUUAGUUUGCGAAGACGACAAGCAGUACUUGAUCAAGUGGGAGAACGAGUCUUACUUCCGAGCAGCAUGGCAUUCAGGAGCCUGGACCUGGGGCGUAACAGCUGGCGUUCAGCGCAAGGCUUUCUUCAAGCGCGAAGACGGACCGAAGAUGCGAACUGAAGAUGCCAUUCCCGAAGAGUACCUGCGCAUCGACAUCGUCCUUGAUAUCAAGUACACGAGCUAUGUUGAAGUACGUAGCGAAGAGAUUGACAAAGCUCGCAUCAAAGAGGUUGACAAGGCGCUCAUCAAGUACAAAGGUCUGGGCUACGAAGAUACUGUAUGGGAGAGUGUGCCUACUCCAGAAGAUGGUGAUAGGUGGUUAGACUUUGUCACUGCUUACAACGACUGGGUUGCCGGCCGUUACGUUAAGAUUCCCAAGCAGGGCCCUCUCAAAGGACGCAUUGAAAAGGCCCGCAGUACGCCAUUCGCUAAGCUUGAGCGGGGGAAGCAACCCGACAACCUCGUUGGUGGUGAGUUGAUGAAGUAUCAACUGGAGGGUCUGAAUUGGCUUUACUACAAGUGGUACGACCAGAAGAACGCCAUCCUCGCAGACGAGAUGGGUCUGGGGAAGACGAUCCAAGUCAUCGCCUUUAUGGCAACCCUCAUCCAGGAGCACAAUUGCUUUCCGUUCCUGAUUGUGGUGCCCAAUUCAACCUGCGCCAACUGGCGGAGGGAGAUCAAGCAGUGGGCGCCAUCCCUCCGUGUGGUGGCCUACUUCGGUUCUGCCAAGGCUCGCGACAUGGCCUACAAGUACGAGAUGUACCCCGAGAACACGAAAGACCUGCGAUGUCACAUCGUUGUAACGUCAUACGACGCGGCAGCCGACGACAACUGCAAGAGAUUCUUCAAAGGUGUUAGUUGGGCCGGUCUUGUCGUCGAUGAAGGCCAGCGUCUGAAGAACGAUAAGAGCCAGUUAUACAAAGCCCUUACAGCAGUUCGCGCGCCAUUCCGACUCCUGUUGACUGGUACGCCGCUGCAGAAUAACGCUAGGGAGCUCUUCAAUCUGUUGCAUUUCCUGGACGACACGAUCAAUGCUGAGCAGCUUGAGGAACAAUACGCUGAGAUGACGGCUGAGAAUAUUAGAGAGUUACAUGACCAGAUCCGACCUUUCAUUCUACGACGUACCAAGGCCAAGGUGCUGACCUUUCUUCCACCUCUUGGUCAAAUUAUUCUACCCAUCUCCACGAGCCAUCUACAGAAGCAAGUCUACAAGUCAAUCUUGUCAAAGAGCCCCGAGCUUCUGAAGGCUCUCUUCACCUCCGACAAGCAACUAAAGCAGCAGGAGCGCGCGAACUUGAGCAACAUUCUUAUGCAACUACGCAAGUGUCUUUGCCAUCCAUUCGUCUACAGCCGCGGAAUCGAAGAGCGAAGUGACAUAGCCGCAGUCUCUCAUCGCAAUCUUGUCGAGGCUUCUGCAAAGCUCACUCUUCUCGAGACUCUACUCCCGAAGCUUCAAGAACGUGGUCACCGCGUACUCAUUUUCAGCCAGUUUCUCGACAUGCUUAGCAUCAUCGAGGACUUCUUAGACGGCAUGCAGCUCCCGUAUCAACGUCUAGACGGCACAAUGGGCUCCCUUGAGAAACAGAAGCGUAUUGACCAGUUCAAUGCACCUGACUCGCCCCUGUUUGCCUUCCUCCUCUCCACUCGCGCUGGUGGUGUUGGUAUCAAUCUUGCGACUGCAGACACCGUCAUCAUCCUAGACCCGGACUGGAAUCCUCAUCAAGAUCUUCAAGCCAUUGCUAGGGCUCAUCGUAUCGGUCAGAAGAAGAAGGUGCUGUGUCUUCAGCUGGCGACGCGAGCCUCAGUGGAAGAAAAGAUCAUGCAAAUGGGCAAGAAGAAGAUGGCUCUCGACAAAGUCGUCGUUCAGGACCUGGACAGAGAAGAUCCCGAGGACGAGGAUGUUGAGUCGAUACUCAAGUAUGGUGCUGCAGAGCUAUUCAAGGACGACGGCGCAGAUCAUGACAUUCGGUACGAUGAUGCCUCCAUCGACAAACUGCUCGACCGUAGCCAGAUCGAGAAUACCCCAACUGGUGACGAUGACUCUGCAGAAUCUCAAUUCGGCUUUGCCCGAAUCUGGGUUAAUGAAAAGGGCGGACUGCAAGAUGACUUCGAUAUUGCGGAUGAAGAGACUGCUCCAGAUCCAGGUGUUUGGGAUAAGAUCUUGAAGGAACGACAAGCCGCCGCAGCGGCCGAAGCGUUUGCAAAAGCAGAGGCUAUGGGUCGGGGACGCCGGGCCAAAGCAGUCCGUAACCCCUCGCUUCUGAUGAGUACAAUUAGUAACAUUACACAGGCUAUCGAUUAUGCUACGGAGAAAAGGGAUGCUGAUGUUGCGUCUGUCGCAGCAGUAGAUCAUUUCGAGGACACCGCCGCCCCGCCUUCAUCGAUUAAGAAGCCGAGCAAGAAGCGCAAGAACAAGACAGGGUCUGGAAGUGAUACGGACUUCCAUGCCGAGUCUGAAGACGAAAGCGAGCCUGAGCUAAUCCAAGACAACGUUGAUGUCGCCAAGGAACUCGGUAACGGUCGCCGUCGCAGUACUACAAACAUUGCCAACUCUUCGCUGUACCAGCAGAAUGGCGCAGGUGUGUCUAAAGUUUCAUCGAGUCUGUCAAAAUUUCCCACUGUCACUUUUCCUAUUCAGACUACGCCUAAGGAGGGUGGCGCGAGGGCGGCCAGGUCACCGCCGAAGCCUGUGAAGGUUACGCCAUCAACAAGUAGCACGAGAGUCCGGCUUCAGCUCGGAACGCAUUCCAAUGGCGCCAGCCAGGUUCAGCCGAACGCUUCUUCCGAUCAAGCAUCGCCUUACCGUGCACCAUCCGCCUUCAUCGAUCUCUCUACAUGUCCACCAGAACCAGCGCCAAACGCACCAAAGACUAACGAAGCGACAGUCAAACCUUUCGAGCGUGUCACCAUACCUAUCCGUAACCCUCUAGAACCAACCUACGGCUCUUUUGGCAUCCGUAUCUGCGCUGCUUGCCACAAGAAUCAUCCUUCGGGUGCCUGUGAGCUCAGGGCGGCAGGCGCUGAGCACUGCGGUCUCUGCGGUCUAGCGCACUACGGCCACUCACGUACAUGCCCUCAUAUCAAGUCCGAAACACAGGUCAGAGAGAUGCUCCAGGCACUCAAGAACUCGCCAGAGAAGAAAGAGCUAGUCGAUGCGGCGAUAAAGUACCUUCGCGGCGUCAAGGGUGCACUGGUGCAGCAGAAGAAGAAGGACAGAGAGAAGGCGGCUAAGGCUAAUGGUCAGCCUGUUCCUCUGCCUACAUAUACUGAUAUCGGUCGUCCUCCGAAGGGCGCAUAUACACGGCCGCCCGACGCUACAAAUGGAACUGUGAAUGGCAUGAACGGUACCGGUGUCGGCACCCCAACUGGCGGUUCAUCAGACGACCUACCUCGCCCGUACGUUUUGUAUAUGCCUCAAGGGUUGGGAGUCGCCCCAGAUAGCGUGGGUAGCGUUAUUCAAGGUCAGCAACGCACGUUCGCACAACAGCAGAUGGUUCAGCAGAUGGAGAGCCAGAGUUUUGACGAUCAGCAAGUGGAAAGCGCUUUGAAGGGCUGUUUGUUCCAAGGCCACAACUAG